This is a messenger RNA of Gloeophyllum trabeum ATCC 11539, 1326 nucleotides long. RefSeq lists its product as uncharacterized. Bases 1 to 1326 code for a protein of 441 amino acids. Gene Ontology annotation, biological process: snRNA import into nucleus. Lineage: Eukaryota; Fungi; Basidiomycota; Agaricomycetes; Gloeophyllales; Gloeophyllaceae. Gene Ontology annotation, cellular component: cytoplasm; nucleus. The transcript has 6 exons. The record is from RefSeq and is a predicted model, not a curated record.
AUGUUCUCUGAACGGAAGGCAUCGUACAAGGCGCCGCCAAGCUCAGUCAUCGAUAUCCGCCAGUCUCAGCAAGCUCGCCGUGAAAAGGCACUAGAAGAACAGAAACGCCGCCGCGCCCGGAAAGUUGAUGCAUCCCGCCAGCUCGAUCUCUUUGCCGACCUAACCCUCGGACCCUCGGACGACGAAGCAGACGAGAACGGUGAUGGCGAGCCUGAAGUCGUGCGCUCCGGCGUGGCGUCGUUUGCCUCCCUCCUUCCCGGCCCGUCGUCCUCUACUCCUACUCCGUCCACCAAUGAUCCAGCCCAACCCGAACCGCAACAGUCAGGCAAGAAGAAGCCCAAGAAACGCAAGAAGCGCAGCGCCAAGAAAGCCAACAAAUGGGCCGACAAAUGCAUGUACGCCGAGCUGCUCGAGAUGGACGAGGCGUCGCCCUGGUCGGACGGUCUGCCCGACGAUCUGGAGACCGGUUUUGUCGCAGUCGCGCCUGUUCCCGUAGGGAAACGGUGUUUAGCUGUAACACACCAGUCGGCUGGGUAUCCCGUUACAGGCCCUAACACGACGUUACGGUCAAGACUCCAAGGCAAGUCACUGAUGCCCCCAUUCCCGUCCCCGCUCCCGCCCUCGACUAUUCUCGACUGCAUACUCGAUUCAAGGUGGCAGGAGAACGGGAUAUUACACGUACUAGAUGUGAUACAGUGGAAGGGGCAGGAGGUCGGCGAGUGCGAGACGGCAUUCCGCUUCUGGUGGCGCGACACCCGCCUCUCCGAGCUCCCGCCCUUCCCCCCACCUCCCUCUGCGCCGCUCGAACCGCCCGCCUCCGCCGACCCCGCGCACUUCCCACAAACCUCGACCUUCCCUCCGUCAACCCAGCGGUACCGCUUCCCCCACCCCGCAACCCUCCUCCCAAUCCCCUACCACCCCUCCACCUCCGUCCCCGCGCUCGCAUCACACAUCAUCCCCGCCGCGCGCUCCGUGCGGCACGUCACUGUCCAGAUUCCCUCCUCGCCGCGCUUCUCGUAUACUUCGGCGAUGGACAUCGAUAUGGCGUUCGGGAGCGGGAGCGGAGGUGGCAGUGGGGGUGGGAGUGCGAGUGGGAUGAAGGAGGUGACGUACGAGAUACCCCCGGACGGCCUCCUGCUUUACGUCGCCCAGGCGAGCUACGAGCCCGGCACGAGUCCGCUCAGCAGCUGGGUGCCGCUCCGUCCUGACCCCGACUCCGGUGUAAGCGAGGGUGCUCUGGAUGUGUUCGAACGGCUGGUCAGGCGGAGAUUAGCUGGUGCUACAGCACAGGGACAGCUCAUAGAGGUGGAUAUGGAUGCCGAUUAA